Messenger RNA from Helianthus annuus (common sunflower), 4629 nucleotides. RefSeq names its product ABC transporter C family member 13. NCBI's taxonomy places the organism in Eukaryota, Viridiplantae, Streptophyta, Magnoliopsida, Asterales, Asteraceae. Bases 196 to 4551 code for a protein of 1451 amino acids. Gene Ontology annotation, cellular component: membrane. The transcript has 36 exons. Gene Ontology annotation, molecular function: ABC-type transporter activity; ATP hydrolysis activity; ATP binding. Gene Ontology annotation, biological process: transmembrane transport. The record is from RefSeq and is a predicted model, not a curated record.
UAAUCCACGUGUAAUGCAAUGACGAUUGACGCCACCUUACGGAAAAAGCGUGAGUGCACAAAGGUGCAUGAAACGUGAACUCAAAUACUGAAAACUGAAAAGCGGCAGCACCACCACCGGUAACUGCACCUACAAUCGUCCUUUCCGACGUCUCUGCCGCCGUCACCGUCACGACGGAGCCACAGCGAAGACGCCAUGGAUUUCCUCAAGCUAAUCUGCCCUAAUUCUCCUUACAUAUGGGAUGGAAAUGGAGUUUCAAGAUGCGUAAAUGACAUUGUUCUUGGUUUUGGAGCAAGUAUAAUAACGGUUAUCAUAGUUGUAGCGCUUGUCAUAACCGAAAGAACUACUAGAGGACGUAGAAAGAUAUACCUAUAUGAGAAGGUCUUCUUGCUUCUUUUACCUGUAAUUGGGGCAUGCAUAGCAUGCUUCGAUAUAACUAUGCUUUUAAGUAACACAAGAAGGGGUCGUCCAGCUUUAUAUCACGAGUGGCUCCUUAGAUGCUCUCAACUCUUAGUUUGGGCGACCAUACUUCUUGUCUCACGGUUUGAUUGCUGGUUAUUUGUCUUAUCGAAUUUGGUAUUGUGUUAUUGGUGGAUCACGAAACUGUUCUUAGGGAUCCCGAUUUUGCAAAAAACCUUUUCUUCUGUGAAGGUUUUUAGCUGUGUUAAUGAGAGCUUAAUAGUUUUAGUAGAUGUGCUGUUUUGUAUCCUGAUUAACGUUGUCCGAAUGAAGCAGGCAUCUCACAGGAACAGUUCAAUGGAAGAGUCACUGAUUUCCUGUGAAAUGGGCACCAAUGAUCAUUUUCGAUCAAAUCCCGGAGUUCUUGCUAGUUUUUGGAAUCUAAUGACAUUCAAAACUAUAAAUCCGGUCAUGGAACAUGGUGCGAAGAAGCAGCUUGACUUUGACGAUUUGCUUCAAUUACCAAUAGACAUGGAUCCUUCGUUCUGUCAUGAUUCGUUGCUUAACUGUUGGGAAGAUCAAACAAGGCGUAAUGGCUCGCAUCCUUCUUUGUUUUGGACAAUCUGUUAUGCAUAUGGAUGGCCAUAUAUGUGUUUAGGCAUGUUAAAGGUACUAAAUGACUGUCUUGGUUUUGCUGGACCUUUGCUUCUUAAUAUGCUGAUUAAGUAUCUUCAAGAAGGAACUGGGAAUUUUGAUGGUUAUCUUCUCGCCGUUUCUCUUGGCUUGACUUCCAUUUUGAAAUCUUUUCUUGAUACUCAAUAUACAUUCCGGCUUUCCAAAUUAAAGUUGAAGCUACGUUCUGGUCUUAUGACCAUUAUAUAUCGAAAGUGUCUCCAUGUUAGCCUGGCAUAUAAAACACAAUUUUCCGAGGGAGAAAUCCAAACAUUCAUGUCAGUGGACGCGGACCGAACUGUAAAUAUGUGCAACAGUUUUCAUGAUAUGUGGAGCUUGCCGUUACAAAUUGGAAUUGCCCUGUAUUUGCUCUAUACACAAGUUCAGUUUGCUUUUGUUGCUGGAAUCACGAUAACUAUUUUGUUGAUACCAGUAAAUAAAUGGAUUGCUGAAAUGAUUGCCAGUGCCACCAAAAACAUGAUGGAGCAAAAAGAUGAAAGGGUUAGAAGGACCGGAGAACUAUUGACAUAUAUUCGCACCUUGAAAAUGUAUGGUUGGGAGCUUCUUUUUACGAGUUGGUUAAUGAAGACAAGAUCCCUAGAAGUCAAAUACUUAUCAACAAGAAAGUACUUGGAUGCAUGGUGUGUAUUCUUUUGGGCAACAACGCCAACUCUUUUUUCUUUAUUCACAUUUGGACUCUAUGUGAUUAUGGGAAAUCAACUAGAUGCAGCAACGGUAUUUACUUGUCUUGCUCUAUUUAACAAUUUGAUUUCCCCGUUAAACUCAUUCCCAUGGGUCAUCAAUGGGUUGAUCGAUGCGGUCAUAUCUACAAGGCGGUUGAGCAAGUUUCUCUCAUGUGUUGAACAUGAAUCAUCAUCUUGCUCCAAAGAACUUUCUAAUUUUACAGCUGAUGAAAUGGAUAUUGUGAUGAAAGAUGCUUGUUGUGCAUGGUCAGUUGACCAGGAAGUCAAGGAGCUGAUUCUGGAUCAUGUCAAUCUUGCCAUUCCAAAGGGUUCUCUCGUUGCAGUUAUUGGAGAGGUAGGUUCAGGUAAAUCAUCCUUGUUGAAUUCUAUCCUAGGAGAAAUGAAGCUUAUCAAGGGAUCUAUAUAUUCAAGAGGAUCUGUUGCCUAUGUCCCACAGAUUCCCUGGAUUCUCUCCGGUACCAUCCGGGAUAACGUCAUAUUUGGAAAGGACUAUGAUCCAAUAAGAUACUCUGCUGUUCUAGAGGCAUGUGCUCUAGACACAGAUAUUUCACUUACUGUCGGAGGUGAUAUGGCUUAUAUCGGAGAGAAAGGGGUAAACCUGUCAGGCGGUCAAAGAGCUCGUUUAGCCCUUGCCAGGGCUGUAUACCAUGGAUCUGACGUAAUCAUGCUGGACGAUGUCCUUAGUGCGGUUGAUGCACAAGUGGCUUCUUGGAUUUUAUCAAAUGCUAUCCUUGGCCCUCUUAUGGACCGAAAAACACGCAUUCUUUGCACGCAUAAUAUUCAGGCAAUAUUUGCUGCAGAUAUGGUUGUUAUAAUGGACAAAGGACAAGUGAAAUGGGUGGGAAGUCCAGCCAGCUGUUCCAAUUCACCAUACGCGUCAUACGUCAGAUCUGAAAAACUUAAUACCUCUUCUGAGACUAAACCACAAGUAGAAACUGGAGAUACUUGUACGAGAGUCCUAGAGGGUGACGUGACAGACAGCGAAAUUAUAAAUAUUGUGAACCCCACUGAUGACAUCAUCAGGGUUGAAGAGAGGAAAGAAGGCAGAGUUGAAACAACUGUGUACAUGAAUUAUGCUGCGUUUUCUGGUUGGUAUAUAACAGCCAUAACAUGCCUAUCAGCACUUCUAAUGCAAGCUUCUCGGAAUGGAAAUGAUCUGUGGCUAUCUUACUGGGUUGAUACAGCUGCGUUAGAAGCCCAUCCAACAUCCUUUUAUUUGGUUAUACUCUGUAUCUUUUGUACAGCAAACUCCUUUCUUACUCUAGUUAGAGCUUUCUCAUUUGCAUACGGAGGCUUACGCGCAGCAAUUCAUGUGCACAAUAGCCUAUUGAAAAAGCUCGUUGAUGCACCAGUUUCCUUCUUUGACCAGACCCCAAGUGGAAGAAUACUUAACAGGUUGUCUUCAGAUCUCUACACAAUUGAUGAUUCUCUGCCAUUCAUCCUCAAUAUUCUUCUUGCCAAUUUUGUUGGUCUCUUAGGGAUUGCUAUAAUUUUGUCCUUUGUGCAGGUCAUGUUCUUGCUUCUCAUUCUGCCGUUUUGGUAUGUCUACAGCAAAGUGCAGUUUUACUACAGGUCAACAUCACGUGAAUUGAGAAGGCUGGACAGCGUAUCGCGAUCACCCAUAUAUGCAUCAUUCUCGGAGACACUUGAUGGAUCAUCAACUAUCCGCGCUUUUAAAUCCGAGGACCUUUUCUUGUCGAGGUUCAUCGAACACGUCACAAUGUAUCAGAAAACUUCUUAUUCCGAGACUAUAGCAAGCCUGUGGCUGUCCUUACGCCUACAAUUCUUAGCAGCUUUUGUUGUAUCUUAUGUUGCGGUGAUGGCGGUUAUUGGAGCUAACGGGCAUCUUCCAGUCAAUCUAGGUACCCCAGGGCUGGUAGGUUUAGCACUUUCCUAUGCAGCUCCAGUUGUAUCAUUGUUAGGAAGCUUUUUAACAAGUUUCACCGAGACUGAGAAGGAGCUAGUCUCAGUUGAGAGGGCUCUUCAGUACAUGGAUAUCCCUCAAGAAGAACUUCAAGGACACAACAUGUUGGAUGCAAAUUGGCCGUUUGAUGGACAGAUUGAAUUCCAUAAUGUAACACUCAGAUAUAUGCCGUCAUUGCCUCCUGCAGUUCGUGAUCUUAGUUUUACAAUAGCUGGUGGAACACAGGUAGGAAUUGUUGGAAGGACAGGUGCUGGCAAAUCAAGCAUCUUGAACGCGUUAUUCCGCCUCAACCCGAUAUGUGCAGGACAUAUUAUAGUCGAUGGCGUAAACAUAGCAGACAUUUCUCUGAGAGAUCUUAGGUCGCGUUUUUCGGUUGUCCCUCAGACUCCAUUUCUUUUCAAAGGAACUUUAAGGGACAACCUAGACCCCUUUAACUUAUACGAAGACUUAAAAAUCUGGAAAGCUCUAGAGAAAUGUCAUAUUGAGGAGGAGGUCCGGGCUGCAGGGGGACUAGAUAUGCAAAUAAAAGAGUCCGGAACUUCAUUUUCGGUUGGGCAGCGACAACUCCUUUGCCUUGCACGCACCUUUCUUAAGUCUACUAAGGUGUUAUGUUUGGAUGAAUGUACCGCAAAUAUAGACACUCAAACCGCUUCAAAACUUAAAGACGCAAUAUCUAGCGAAUGCAGAGGCUUGACAGUUAUCACAAUUGCUCAUCGUAUCUCCACAAUUUUACAUAUGGACAAUGUUCUCAUUCUUGAUCAAGGAGUAUUGGUGGAACAAGGAAACCCUCAGAUUCUAGUCAAUGACGAGUCUUCUAGAUUUUGGAGCUUUGCUAAAGCAUCUUCAAUGUAGUACCACCAGUCAGAAUUAUGUUUCUUUGUUGGUGUUGCCCAUAAUAUCUCCAUAUAAUAUCUAGAGUUAAUUACUCUU